GCACACUUACUGACAGUAGCUAAGUGAACCUGCUGCGGGAUUCAUCGAUCACUUCUGACCAACCAUGUGGACUGCAGUAGCUUUGCUUGUGGCCUUUAUUCACUUUUUCUUCGCCGUUGUCUACUUCUACUUGACUUGGUCACACAAAUACUGGGAAAAGCGGGGAGUUUUGAGCGCAAAACCUCUUUCUAUUUUUGGAACCUAUCCUGGUAUCCUAGUUAACAAGAGCCGCAGUUUCAUUCUAGACGUUCAGGAUGUUUACGACAAGUACAAAGGAAAGCACCGCGCUGUGGGCACCUUCAUUACCAGGCAACCACAACUGCUGAUUUUGGAUCCAGCUCUGGCCCAUGAGAUCUUGGUAGACAAGUUCAGUCACUUUCGGGACACGAUAACUAGCAGCUUUGUGGGACACAAUCCUCAUGACAAGUAUGUUAUGAGAUCUCCGUUCUUCAGCGCUGGCGAUGAGUGGAAGCGGCUGCGCACUGAAAACGGGGCUGGAUUGACGCCAAACCGACUGAGGAUGGCCUUCAACAUUUGGGAGCAAAGUGGUCGAAGGCUGGUCGAAUACAUGGAGCGGGCUAGGCGGGAGAAGGGCGACAUAAUCGAAACCAGGGAUCUGGCCUAUCGCUUCACGGCCACCACCAUGGCCGACUUUAUCUGGGGCAUCGACGCCAACGCACUGAGUGGGAAAGUUGGAGAGGUGGGAGUGUUGCAGAAAUCCUCCACUGACUGGACUACAAGUGCUUUUAGCUCAGUUAUGAAGUUUAACAAGUCCCUGGUGGCGCCGUUCCUUCGCAAAAUUUUAGGAAUGCGUUUCUUUCCCAAGGCCACGGAUGAGUUCUUCCUAAAAUUGACCCAGGACGCAGUAAAACUGCGGCAAGGUGGCAGCGGCGAAGGCCGCUCGGAUUACCUUUCCCACCUGAUCCAGUUGCAGCAACGCGGCAACACCAUCCACGACUCUGUGGGCCAUGCUCUCACGGUCCACCUGGACGGAUACGAGACUUCCGGAGCGGUGCUCUAUCACAUGUUAUAUUCGCUCAGCGAGCAUACCGAAGAACAGGAAAAGUUGCGCUCGGAAAUUUUGGAAGCCCUGGCCCUCAACGAGACUAUAAGCUACGAGCAGAUUAACGCCCUGCCAUAUCUGGACCAAUGCUUCAAUGAAUCUUUGCGCCUUACAACUCCUAUCGGUUUCUUCAUGCGAAUCUGCACCAAGGCCGUUGAGAUAGAUUUAGGAAACGAAAAAACCCUCAACCUGGAACCAGGCAUAAGUGUUCUGGUGCCCGCUUAUCAGUACCAUCACGACGAAGCCUUCUACCCGGAGGCAAGCGAGUUCCGGCCGAAGAGGUUUGAGGAUGGAGCCGCGGGUGUUUUCAACAAACGUGGAAUGUUCCUGCCAUUUGGCGAUGGUCCACGUAUUUGUUUGGGUAUGCGUGUUGGACAACUGACUGUCAAAACUGCUAUACUAAACAUAAUCUCAAACUAUCUGGUGGAACAGACGAACAAGGUGUCCCUGGGAGCAGACACGGGAUUGGGAAUAUUCCUCAAUGGUGACGUUAUGUUGAAAUAUACAAAACUGGAAAAAUAAAUUUGUUACCAUAUUUA
Messenger RNA from Drosophila ananassae, 1602 nucleotides. RefSeq names its product probable cytochrome P450 309a1 (gene Cyp309a1). The transcript has 6 exons. The record is from RefSeq and is a predicted model, not a curated record. The coding region runs from base 65 to 1585 and encodes 506 amino acids. Gene Ontology annotation, molecular function: oxidoreductase activity, acting on paired donors, with incorporation or reduction of molecular oxygen; iron ion binding; heme binding. NCBI's taxonomy places the organism in Eukaryota, Metazoa, Arthropoda, Insecta, Diptera, Drosophilidae.